Messenger RNA from Anopheles cruzii, 2519 nucleotides. RefSeq names its product 5'-3' exonuclease PLD3-like. NCBI's taxonomy places the organism in Eukaryota, Metazoa, Arthropoda, Insecta, Diptera, Culicidae. The transcript has 3 exons. Gene Ontology annotation, molecular function: catalytic activity. The coding region runs from base 1 to 1548 and encodes 515 amino acids. The record is from RefSeq and is a predicted model, not a curated record.
AUGAACAUCCAAAUCCAGCUUGAUCGUAGCCAAGAUACGACUCCUGGAAAAGUAGGAUAUAAGAAGGUUGAAACUUUGAGAGGAGGUUUGGGAGCAUACGAGAAAGCGAAAGUCACCGAACCUGAGGAUGACUUCGAGCUUUGGGACCAGAACAAAGUGGCAAGCCGUAAUAGCCGCUGGACUCUGACCGGCUGGUCGUCGUGCAUUCCGAUAACCAUCAUUUUGCUGUUAAUUGUGCUGGUUGUGUUGCUGCCAUUGAUAGACGAUCCCAGCGAGCGGGCCUCGGGUUCAUCGUAUCCGGCAUACCGAUUGGUAUCUAAGGAACAAGUACAGAUGUGUCCCGAUCGGUGCCAGAUUGCGCUGGUGGAAAGUUUACCAGAAGGAUUAACUUUCCCCCCAAAUAGUCCAACGUUCCAAACAACGUACGAUGCGUGGAGCGCGUUGCUCGCGAUGGCCAACACCACAAUUAAGAUUGCUUCAUUCUAUUGGACGUUGAAAGGCACUGAUGUGUACAACCAUUCAUCGGCGAAGGAGGGCGAAGCAAUUUUUCAUCAGUUGCGCCAAGCUGGAAUUGAACGCGGGUUACAAGUCAGUAUCGUACAGAGUGCCCCAACGUCAGCCACUCCUAGUCUCGAUACAGAGAUGCUGGCAAAACAGGGCGCAGCCUCCGUUCGCUCAGUCGACUUUUCCCGAUUGCUUGGUGGCGGCGUUCUUCACACCAAGCUCUGGAUCAUCGACAACCAGCAUUUUUACCUGGGUAGCGCGAAUAUGGAUUGGCGUUCACUGACGCAAGUAAAGGAACUUGGUGUGUUGGGGACAAACUGCUCCUGCCUAGCACACGAUUUAGACAAGAUUUUUAAAAUCUACUGGGACAUGGGAGCACCCAAUGCAUAUAUACCAAGUCGGUGGCCGAAGGAAUAUGAGGCAAACUUCAACGAUACCACGCCUGCUCGUGUGCAGUUUAACGGUGCAUAUACGCUCCAGACCUACUUUUCCAACUCACCACCGCCGAUGUCACCGGCAACGCGAACUGAUGAUUGUGACGCAAUUCUAAAAAUCAUUAGUGCAGCGAAUCGUUUCGUACACGUGUCUGUUAUGGAUUAUUUUCCUCUGACAAUUUAUACACGCUUUACGCGAUACUGGCCCGUGAUUGAUGAUGCAUUGCGGAAAGCAGCAAUCGAGCGUAAGGUAUCAAUUCGCUUGCUUAUCUCGUUAUGGGAUCACUCGCGUCCUUCAGAAGAUUAUUUUUUAAAAUCGUUGGAAGCCCUCUCUAACUCACUCGAUGGCGUCGAUAUCCAGAUCCGACGAUUCACCGUGCCAGCGACCGAAGACCAACGCAAGAUUCCGUACGGGCGCGUUAACCACAAUAAGUACAUGGUAACGGAUAACACGGCAUAUAUCGGUACCUCCAACUGGUCAGGAGAUUAUUUUAUUAAUACGGCCGGUGUAGGGAUGGUGUUGUCGUCGUUUGAUACAGAGAAAACCAUUAUUAGUGAAUUGCAAGAUCUUUUUGAGCGCGAUUGGAACAGCAAGUAUGCCACAACGUAGGUUUCUAAUUCAUACUGUAGCUAUUGUACUCCGGCGUACUUACUGUCGAUGUUCGAAACAUAUACGCUCAGGUUCAAGUAUAUAAGAUAAACCUAUGCGGUGACAGUGGCGACAAAAUUUACCGCAAUGCAUCGCAUCGCAUGUUACGCGGCGAAAAUGCCCCAACUAGUUGAACGUAGAAUGAAGAUGCGCUUCUUCCGAAACAAUUGAAAACUUUCUGGCCAAUUUAUAGUUAGUUACGAGCCCUGAGCACCUGUACCUGUGCUGUAUAGAGCCGAUGCGCAAGACUGAUGGCGAUUUCCAGAUUUCGUCUUGAUCUAGAACCAGGUUAGAUUUCGGUCGGUCUGUUUUCAUUUCCUGUGGCUGUUGACUGUUAUAUGUGCAUGCAGCCCUACACAUGCAGCGAGAAGUUACCACAACCCCGCACAGUCUACACAGCCGAUUAUAGUUGGACAAACCAGGCAACGCAACGAUACUAGUCAGUCGGCUGUGAAAAUUUAUUAUAUCGUACGGUCGUAAGCAGUUCUUCAACCACGAUAGCAACAUCACCGGCAGCGCCGCAUAAACAUACCAAAGGGGAAUGGCAGAUGUCAGCGGUCAGUCCUCGGUCCCGCACACAAUAAUGAAAGAGCAGACGAGAAGAAAUAAUUUGAUUCGCGUCUUAAACAUAUUAACGUCUUGCGCAUUGAAUCUUCCAAUCAUAACCCACGGUUGGCAAUAAACGGAAAACUUGUUCGCCCCGGCUCGAACAUUGGGCCAUAUGAGCCCCGGCGAGCAUAGACGCUCGGAGCGGGUUAAAACACGGCCCUUAAGUUUUCGUCCUUUUUCAGGAUUUUUUUUCCCACUGGAAAAAAACGAACUGGAAAGCACGAAUACCUUUUUCGGCUCCAUGGAUUUAUCUAAAAAUAUUGACAGUUCUCCCAAAAACGAUAAAAAGUUUUAAAAGAAUUGUUUGUAAGUAAAUGAUUUCA